Messenger RNA from Sphenostylis stenocarpa, 492 nucleotides. Lineage: Eukaryota; Viridiplantae; Streptophyta; Magnoliopsida; Fabales; Fabaceae. The record is from the annotation of a GenBank genome assembly.
AUGGCUCAGCAAGACGUUCAAAAUGGCGUGUCGGAAAAUGUCGCUGCGGCGGUGUCGUUUCUCGCUGUUAAACCGCAGCUCUUUGUUGAAGCUCCCAAAGCCAACGACGCCGUUUUGUUCUACAAGACCGCGUUUGGCGCUGAAGAAGUUACCCGUGCGCUGAACCCUAAGCGCAAAGCGGAUCACGAGCUUCCUCUCAUACUCUCUGCUGAGCUCAGAAUCGCUGGCUCCUCCAUUCUCGUUGCUGACCUCGUUGAUGACUCCGCUUCACCAGCGAAGGCUGGUGGAAACGGUGUCGUUUUGUGCUUGGAAACUGAAGACGUUGAAGGGGCCGUGGCGAAAGCUGUGAAGGCUGGGGCAGUUGCGGAGGGUGAAGUGGCGGAAGGUGAAGGCGCGUGUUGCGGUGGGCGCGUGGGGAAGGUUAAGGAUCCUUAUGGUUUUGUCUGGCUUUUUUGUUCUCCAGCGAAGGAAUGUGUUGACGUGGAGGCUUAA